Messenger RNA from Caenorhabditis remanei, 960 nucleotides. RefSeq lists its product as uncharacterized. Lineage: Eukaryota; Metazoa; Nematoda; Chromadorea; Rhabditida; Rhabditidae. Gene Ontology annotation, cellular component: cytoplasm. The transcript has 5 exons. Gene Ontology annotation, molecular function: zinc ion binding; carbonate dehydratase activity. The record is from RefSeq and is a predicted model, not a curated record. Bases 1 to 960 code for a protein of 319 amino acids.
AUGGCUUUUUUGAGUCAAAUCCAGGGAGGUUUUGCUCAAUUAAAACAGAAAGCAGAGGCUGCUGCUCCGUCAAUUGCUGGAUCAUUAAACCAGUUGAAAGAGGCUCCGAAAUUCAUGGAAAGUGCAUUCAAGACCGGACUCAACAAAGUCAAAUUGGACUCAUUGGGAAAAGUUUUGAAUGUUCCAUCGUUGGGAAGAAGUCAAUCGCCGAUUGAUAUUGUUCCAGUAAUCACUGCUUUCGGAGAACAUCUUCAGAAUGCACACUUUGAAGUGACAUACGAAUCGACUGGAGAAUUCAAAGCAGUAAACGACGGGAAUUCAGUCUGGUUAUUGAGAGAAGGAAACAGCAGUGAACUGGCUAUUUCCUUCCUCCCAGAAGAACAAUAUCAUUUGGAUUCUGUCAAUUUCCACUGGGCAACUGAACCAAUGAAUGGAUCAGAGCACACUAUCGGAGGUGUCGGAUAUGCCGGAGAGAUGCAUCUCAUUCAUCGAAACACUCGUUUCGCCACCAUGGCUGAUGCUCUCAAACAGCCAAAUGGUGUCAUUGCAAUUGCUGUUUUCUUGAAUGAAUCUCAUGAUGACAACGCAACAUUCUCUCCAUUCAUCAAUCUGCUUCCACAGAUUAUUUACAAGGGAAGUGAGUGCAAACUGUGCUCAUUCGACUUCCAGUCGUUCUUCCCUAUCGCCGAGAAGACCAAAGAAUUCUGGAUGUAUGAGGGAUCGGAGACAACUGAUCCAUUCCGUGAGACUGUUAACUGGAUUGUUAUUCGAGCUGCUCUUCCUAUCAGCUCUCAUCAACUCGAUAAACUCCGUGAGGUUCGUGCUGGUCGUUACGACGAGGAGUUCUCUGACAAGGUUCCAAUGAAACCACUUCGUCAAAUUCAGGCGGCCUCAUCUCGUACAAUCCAAAGCAGCUUUCGUUCAGUUGCCGGCGCUCCAGACCUCGGAUUCAGACAAUGA